Mizuhopecten yessoensis (Yesso scallop) is the source of this 1689-nucleotide messenger RNA. Its product is annotated as partitioning defective protein 6-like. The record is from RefSeq and is a predicted model, not a curated record. Bases 78 to 1100 code for a protein of 340 amino acids. Gene Ontology annotation, biological process: centrosome cycle. Gene Ontology annotation, molecular function: protein binding. NCBI's taxonomy places the organism in Eukaryota, Metazoa, Mollusca, Bivalvia, Pectinida, Pectinidae. The transcript is spliced from 3 exons.
ACGCUUACUCAAACAUAAAAAAUAUUGUUGUUGGAAUUUGCUAUACUCAGCUGCCCGUUUAGGGCCCAAACUUCACUAUGUCGAGGUCUGCACGGAUGCCGCACAGGCAGCAGAACGGAAUGGUGGAAGUAAAAAGCAAGUUUGAUGCAGAGUUCCGAAGAUUUGCUAUCGACAACAGUCAGAAGUGUGAGUUUACUCAGUUUGAGGAAACGCUCGGUAAAAUACACAGCCUCGAGGACAUUCCCUUUGUUGUGACGUACACCGACCACAAUGGAGACCUGCUUCCUAUCAACAACAAUGACAACUUUUUCAGAGCUGUCACCAUGGCCAAACCGCUACUGCGGGUCAUGAUUCAGCGCAAAGGGGAGAGCUAUGGUGAAGCCAAUGGUUACGGAACACUAGGUGUGAAACGGCGUAAUCCGAUCAGCAAGCUGAUGAAUGCGGAGGCUCCUCCAAAGCCUCGCAUCAACAUCAGCAUGCCGGAGGAUUUCCGAAGAGUGUCGGCCAUUAUUGAUGUCGAUGUUGUCCCUGAAACUCACCGGCGUGUAAAGCUGAUGAAGAACGGCUCAGACAAGCCUCUGGGAUUUUACAUCCGUGAUGGCACAAGUGUGCGUGUGACACCCCAUGGACUAGAGAAAGUGCCUGGCAUUUUCAUUUCAAGACUUGUGCCUGGUGGCCUGGCAGAGAGUACUGGGCUGUUGGCUGUGAAUGAUGAGGUGUUGGAAGUGAAUGGUAUCGAGGUCGCAGGCAAAACCCUGGACCAAGUUACAGACAUGAUGGUGGCCAACAGCGCCAACCUCAUAAUCACAGUGAAGCCAGUCAACCAGCGUAUGACCCUCGCACCAAUGCGGGGGUCAUCGGCCCGCACCUCACAAAUGUCGACUGGUUCACAAAAGUCCCAGGGCUCAUAUCAUUCCUCCAAGUCGUUUGACAGUGACAUUCCUCUGAUCCAUGAACAGGAGGAUGAAGAUGACGAGGUUGAGGAUCACCUGACGCGCCACGGCGACCAUUUUGAACGAGGCAGUGAACACAACCUCAGUCAUCACAGCGACGCCAGUCUCGACACGGAAAGCAAGGACAGUGCCGUUGUCACCUUAUAGGGCGUCAUGUGUAUCAAUAUUAAUGCAUGUCAUAUAUAAGCGUACAAAUGUUUUAAGUGUAUUCAGCAAUGUAACAUUUCGAGAUGUGGUGUCAGGGCUAAAUCGUGGUUUAACUAGGUUUUAUUGCCCUCGUAGGCUAUUUUUUUUAAGUUGCUUGUGUGUAUCAGACCAAUUUUUAGUCCCAACUUCAGUGAAAGGAAUUCUUUGUGGAAUCAUUUUAAAAAUGAUGAUGAGUUUUAACCAAAAAUGUAAUGGAUGUGUUUAGACUGUCGUUGACUAGUUUGAAUUUGACACGUUUUUUUGAAGAACUGAUAUCACAUCAUUCCCUUUCCCAUUUGAUUAGGUAACUUACAUUGAUUAGUUAUACUGGGGGGGGGGGAUUCUGCACAAAAGAUGACUCAUUGACCCCUACAAUUUUAAACUGGUCUUUUCUAGGGUACAUUCGCGUAUCCGGUUGAAACAAUUGAACCUGUAAAGAAAACGACAGGUACAGAUCUGAACCCAGGCUGAACUCGGGAACAUUUGGUACGUGUAGAUUGAGGGGUCCAGACGUACCUGACAGAAACUAAAAUGCUGACUUUUGCCAGUU